UUUUUUAAAACAAUGAAUACACUGUAGUACAAAGAUCCUAGGUCCCAAGAAAAGUCAGACAGUUCCAGGAUUUAAUAUUGCCUUUGUCCACAAAACAUUCAAAUAAAUAACAAAUUAAAAAAUAUUCUAAAGGCACAGCUUUUAACUGGAAAGUUAAAAAGAAUGCUCAAAAAUAUAACUUAUUGGUUAAAGAACAAAUUGCAAUGCCAUGAAGUAUUUUAAAUCAAAAUAUUGCCUAGGAGAACUUGUAAAUAAGGGCAAAAUAGUACUUAGAAAAUUGUAGACCCUUUCAUAUAACUACUCUUUACAAAGGAGAGUUGUAGCAAAGUGUAGUAGGCUGGCAUGCUCUCUCCGGCCUUUAGAAGACAAAGGCAGGAGGAUCAGGAGUGUAAGGAUAGCCCUGGCUAUGUAACAAGUUUGAAGUCAACUUGGGCUACAGAAGUCCUUAUCUCAAAUAAAUCAAAGAUGGGUAGGGAGGGACUUGAAAGCAAACAAGCUAAACACUGAAGCUAUCUAGCUAGCAAAAGAAUUACAAAGUAACAAAGCUAAACAAAAUAUAGGAAAAAUUCAAAGUCUUCGAACUACAAUUUUAUAUUCAAAUAUUUCCUGGUUAGAAAAAAAUGUGGGGAAAGUGCAAAACAAAUAAUGAAUCAUCUAAUCAAUAAUAAUGUAACACACACUAAAUAAAGUACAUCAUAAUAAAAAUAAUGAAAAGUGGGGUGUAAAUACAGCAAGAUCAUGAUUCAAACGGCAAAAUGAGCAAGUUUAUUCCCCAGUGGUAAAUAAAAAUUGAAACAUUUUUAGAAAACAAAAUAGUAAAAGUUUUAUAAGAAGAAGCAAAGCCAUGUGACCCCUCUCCUCCCUCCUUCUCCCUCUUCUCACAGAGAGCACUGCCUGCCAAGAAAGCUAGACCCAUAUGGUUAAAGGAAAGUUUUGCUGCUGUUUUGCUUUUUCUUCAUUGUCCUGGCUGCCCUGAAUCUCACUCUGUAGACCAGCCUAGCCUCUGCUUCCCGGAUGCUGGAAUCGAAGGUCUGUGCAGCCUCUGUGGCUGCUGGUACCACUGGCUUACGCACUUCCAGUGCAUCUUAUGCGGCUUCUACACUCCCCACUUCCAACCCUCCCAUAUUCAACCUUUUAUCAUUUUGUUACAAUAAUUAGGUAGAUGACCACUAAAGGGCAGUUAUAAACAGCAGGCAUAAUUAAUCGGAAACGUGGGAGUACAAGGAUGCUUGCCAGACAAGGGGACCUCCUGGCCAUCCGUUAUGCUCUGCGUUAUAUUCAGAGGGUGGUUCAUUUUAAUGAUCAAAACCCAGCGGGUUGGGGAUUUAGCUCAGUGGUAGAGCGUUGGCCCUGGGUUCGGUCCCCAGCUCCGGGAAGUGGGGGGGGGGGGGACCAGCCUCCUCUGGGAAGGUAGUUCCUACUCAUUCAGUUCAGUGAGGAACAGUAUAGAUUAAGUUGGCCCUGGACAUGCUUCUGAGGGUUUUGUUUUUGUUCUUGUUUUUUUUUUUUUUUGUUUUGUUUUGUUUUUGUUUUGUUUUGUUUUGUUUUUCAAAACUGGGUUGAGUUAGGAAGGCCCACCCUGAACAUGGGCGAGGCCAUUUCAUGGAUUGGAGCCUAGGCUGAAUGAAUGAGGGAGGGAACUAGCUGAUCGCUGGUGUGCAUAUCCAUCCGUUCACUGCCAGCUGCUCUUCGCUGUGGAUGUCAUGUUACUAGCUGCUUAUGUUUCUGGUGUCUCGACUUACCAGCAAUGAUGGGCUCUAAGAGGAAUUGUGAGCCAAAUAAAUUCCUUCUCCCCUAAGUUUCUUUUGUCAUGCUAUUCUCAUACCAAGAGGAAAAAAAGGUAAGCUGAGCGAUAGUUUAGAUCAAUGGUUCUCAACCUUCCUAAUGCUGUGACCCUUUAACACAGUUCCUCAUGUUGUGGUGACCCCCUUAACCAUGAAAUUAUUUUUGCUACUUCAUAACUGUAAUUUUGCUACUGUUAUGAAUCGUAUUGUAAAUAUCUGAUGCGCAAGAUAUCUGAUAUAGGACCCUUGUGAAAGGGUCUUUGGUCCUCACCCACUGGUUUAGAUACUUGGAAUAGUUUAAAAACAAAACAGGAUUAAGAGCGGGGUCAUGAGAGGACUAACACUAGUAAUCUGUCCCCACAACUCUCCAGCCCUUUGCCAAACUCCAUUGGCAGACCUUGGCCACCAUGACCCCCUGCCUUUGUUCCUUGUCCGUGGGCCUUGCGGGCACUUCUCUAACUGGGUGUCUCGAGGCGCGGAGCAUACAUCUGACCCUGUAUCUAAAGCAGGACAAAGGAGGAAGGGGACUGAUGCUUCUGGCCCUCUCCUCCGAAGGCUCUAGAGCUCUCAGCGCCCCAGCAUUCCACCGCUUUGUGCGAAGGGGCGAACCCCGCGGGACGCGGCGUGGAGCUGCCCGCCCCUCCCGUGAGUCGCCGUGGCCGCCCGCGCCGCACCCACUUCCUCUUUCCCUUCCGCGCGCCAGCCAACCGCUCGCCAAAAAUUCCUGUCACUUCUGACAGGAAGCGGGGAGGCCGCGCUGGGGCGACCAGUCGCGCAUCUCCGCCGCGCCCCGGGACCAGGUCUGCUCCUGGGCCGCAGCCCCGCCCGGUCCUCCACCCCCGGCUGGGCCCAGUCCUCUGUCCUCGCCUCGGCCGCGGUCCGCCUGGUCCUCCCUUCCCGUCCCCGCCGCUCGGCCCUCCGUCCUCUCCCGGCCCAGUCCUCUGUCUCUCUGUUGCUCGAUCUUCAGCCACCGCGCAGCCAGGUCCUCCGUCGCGGUGGCGGCCGGGUCUUCAGGCGCGAGCCCGCCAUGGAGGUGGAGGAGGCGUUCCAGGCGGUGGGCGAGAUGGGCCUCUAUCAGAUGUACUUGUGCUUCCUGCUGGCCGUGCUGCUGCAGUGGUUCUUAAUUGCCAACCGGUCUUACAAAGUCAGCGCAGCCAGCUCCUUUUUCUUCAGUGGGGUGUUUGUUGGCGUAAUCUCCUUUGGUCAGCUUUCAGAUCGCUUCGGGAGGAAAAAAGUCUAUCUCACAGGUUUUGCUCUUGACAUCUUAUUUGCCAUUGCAAAUGGAUUUUCCCCCUCAUACGAAUUCUUCGCAGUAACUCGCUUCUUGGUGGGCAUGAUGAAUGGCGGGAUGUCCCUGGUGGCCUUUGUCUUGCUAAAUGAGUGCGUGGGCGCCGCCUACUGGGCACUUGCAGGAUCGAUUGGCGGUCUCUUCUUUGCCGUUGGCAUCGCACAAUACGCCCUGUUAGGAUACUUCAUCCGCUCCUGGAGGACCCUAGCCAUUCUGGUCAACCUUCAGGGAACAGUAGUCUUUCUCUUGUCUUUAUUCAUUCCUGAAUCACCUCGUUGGUUGUACUCCCAGGGUCGGCUGAGUGAGGCGGAGGAGGCCCUGUAUCUCAUUGCCAAGAGGAACCGCAAGCUCAAGUGCACGUUCUCACUAACACAUCCGGCCAACAGGAGCUACAGGGAAACAGGAAGCUUCCUGGAUCUGUUCCGUUACCGGGUCCUCCUAGGACAUACUCUGAUCCUGAUGUUCAUCUGGUUUGUGUGCAGCUUGGUGUACUACGGUCUUACCUUGAGUGCGGGUGACCUAGGGGGGAGCAUUUAUGCCAACCUGGCUUUAUCUGGCCUCAUAGAGAUUCCAUCCUACCCUCUCUGCAUCUACCUGAUUAACCAAAGAUGGUUUGGUCGGAAGCGGACACUAGCGGCGUUUCUGUGCCUUGGAGGACUGGCCUGUCUUAUUGUGAUGUUUCUUCCAGAAAAAAAAGACACAGGUGUGUUUGCCGUGGUCAACAGCCAUUCCUUGUCCCUGCUGGGAAAGCUGACCAUCAGCGCUGCCUUCAACAUUGUUUACAUCUACACCUCUGAGCUGUACCCCACUGUCAUCCGAAACGUUGGCCUCGGAACGUGCUCCAUGUUCUCCCGAGUCGGUGGGAUCAUUGCUCCCUUCGUCCCCUCUCUGAAGGACGUGCAGUGGUCCCUGCCCUUCAUCGUGUUUGGAGCCACAGGCCUGACCUCAGGCCUCCUGAGCCUGCUCUUGCCAGAGACUCUGAACAGUCCUUUGCUGGAGACAUUCUCUGAUCUUCAAAUGUACUCAUAUCGGCGGUUAGGGGAGGAAGCGCUGUCUCUACAGACCUUGGAUCCUCCACAGCCCCUGGGCAAGGCCAGCAGCUUGGGGAGCGAGAGUGAGGAAGAGGAGGAAGAGUUCUAUGAUGCAAAUGAGGAGACACAGAUGAUCAAGUGAAGAGCCCGAAUUCCUGCCCAGAAGCAAAGCCCCAUCAUUCUUAGUGCCUCGUUCAGCUUCAGCACCAGAGACUGCUCAGCCCACACUGAUGCUUUCCAGACAGGAGAGGCGGUUGGAGGACAGAUUCCACAAGGGAGAACUUGCUGCAUGGAGAGUCGUUGUCAGGACUGAGGCUGAGCCCAGCACCGUGCCUCUGGCUGCACAGCUCAGAUCCACCUUGUGUCUCAUGCUGCUUCCCUUCCUCGGGACCUAAGAGCUGGUGUGCGAAACUGCUCACACUUUUACUAGGGUUAGCCAGACCUUCCCGGGAUUUCACCUUCCUAGUAAGCUUCACGGGAUCCCUGUCACUUGCUUCUCCCCACCAGGAAUCUUCUGGUGCAGGCUGAUGUGUACAGAGCUCCCAGCUUCCCCUGGGCUCAUCGGCUGGUUCCCAGCUCAUUGGUUGCCGGGGCUGCUUGUGCCUUUAGUCUGAGUUCAUUCACUGGUGAAUUCCAGAAUCUGCGGAGCAGUUAUCCGUCAUCAGAGGACUGGCUGUGGCAUGGUAGCUCCCGUUGGCACUUGCGUUGUGCAAUUUUCCCAGUUCCCACUUGGAAGCAGUUGGGGAAUUGUUUUUUCUUUGUGAGAUUCUAGCCAUCAGCAAUAAUUUGAAAAUCAUGCCCAGCCAACAACGAAACUCUACAGACUGAGGGUGGUCAGCGCGCGAUGCACUAAGCACCUGUGAAAUGACCUAAGAGUGAAGAUUCUCAACAGUGUGCAAUGAGGGAUUUGCACAGCACACCAGGGUUUGAACUCUGCACUACAUCAGCCUCUACUAGUGGGUUAUUUUUUUCUUUUAAGAAAAUGGUGAGUUUUCAUUAAGUGCUUCCAUGGAUUUCCAAAUGAAUCAAAAUCACACCUAAUACCUAUUUCUCACAGAACUUGAACACUCUCAAAUAGGCAUAUAAGCCAGAGUCCACGUGUGGUCAAUCGGUCACUUCCCGACCAGGGAAGCGGCUGUGUGUUUAGGAUUUCUGUGUAUGCUAAUCUCUGGGGAGUAGAAAGCACACAAAUGUUGAGGGAAAGGUGCUCUGUAGAUGCUCCUGGAAAUUGUGCAAGCCUGCAUUCCUUGCCUCCAGUUAUGCUCCUGGACUCCUCCAUGUUGUCUCGGCUUCUACUGUAUCCAUCUGCUCCUCUGUUAGGUCAUCUUUCCUUUAUGCCCUGGCUCAUGGGGGAGCUGUUUCUACCACUGUGGAGAACCCUGGCCGGCCAGGAUGUGGUGAAGACCCGAUAGUGACCCUGUGUCUGUCAGGAAGAUGAUGGAACUCCCGGCAGCAUCUUGUCCCACACUCCGAAGUACGAAGUCCUGCUGCUUUCCUCUCCGGGAAAGGGAGGUCAGCUCUCCUCAGGAGAGGAAGAAAAGGGCUUCCAGAAACUCUUGGUUCUCGUCCAAUAAAGUGUCUAAAAUAAACCAGUAAAUUUAUAUAA
Molecule: messenger RNA, 5709 nt
Organism: Rattus norvegicus (Norway rat)
Lineage: Eukaryota; Metazoa; Chordata; Mammalia; Rodentia; Muridae
Source: RefSeq, a predicted model, not a curated record